GACAUGGUCCUAGUGACCUUAGGUGGGAGAAAUAUAAGAUAUAACAUAUGCUGUGACGUAUUUGGAAUAGUUGGACGCGAAGAUGCUGACUCUCUGCAUCUUCCUAGUGCUGCUCAUGGGGGUAGUGUCUGGGCUCAUCAUGCCUGGACCAUGUCCUGUCCCCACCCCCUGCUUCUGUGGCACAGUCAUCCACUGUGACAGCCGCUCCCUCACCGUUCUCCCCACCUUUACGUCCUCACCACGACACUUCCCCAUAUUUGACCUGUCCCACAACCACCUCGACUUCAUCCCAGCACGGGCCUUCGUCGGGGUCAACAUGUCUACUCUGGACCUCACAGGCAACCCUCUCGUCCUCAACAUGGAUGAAGAUGCAUUCUUGGGACAAGAAGACAUCCUGCAGCAGUUGAUAGUGUCGCAAACAUCUAUUACGUCACUUCCUUCCUCACUGGGCAAACUCCGACGACUGACGAGGCUCAAUGCCGGAAAUACUUUCAUAACGACAAUUGAUAGUUCUUUGUUUUCUGCCCUUGGAUAUCCUUUACAACAUCUGGACCUCCAUGAUGCAAAGCUUACACAGUGGCCGAUUGCUGUCAAUAACCUCAGAUACCUGAAGUCCGUAGACUUGUCUGGUAACGUGAUAAAAACAGUUCCUAAGGCAGCUCUUGAUAUAUUCGCAACAUCACUCGAAGUGCUUGGUCUCAGUGGCUGUGGCCUGACAACGUUCCCUGUUGCAGUAGGGAAGCUGUCAGGUCUCCGUGAGCUGUAUCUCGGCGACAACCACCUCGGUGACGUCCCUCACGCCAUCUUCUACUACACGAUCAGACAGACACUGCAGAUCCUGAACCUCUCCAACACCGACCUGACUGACAUUCCCGAGGAACUCAAACACACCCGUGCCCUCACUACCCUCUAUCUCAGCCACAACCCGAUCGUCGCACCCAACUCCACCGGCGUCUUCACCGGCAUCAGCCACACCCUAACAAACCUCUUCUUCGACCACUGCCAACUCAACGCCAUCCCACCAGCAUUAAGCCGAUUGACAAAUCUAAAAUUGCUGAAUCUGACGUCCAAUAAACUCGACAUUCUUGAAAACUACGCCUUCAAUCAAUUAACAUCUCUCGAGACUCUUGCCCUCAACAACAAUCCCUUAAUGAACAUUAAACACGCGGCCUUUAACAGUUUGACCAGCUUGCAACACCUAUACCUCGCCAACUGUGGCCUCCACUUCUUCCCUGGAGCAGCGUUACUGGGUCUCCCAUCCUUGGACUAUGUGGACCUCUCCAGUAAUAAAAUCUCGAUCCUGGAGGAGAGCAGCGUCCCUCUUCUGAAGGAUCUCAAGCGGCUGUCUCUCUCGGGCAACAAGUUCACCAACAUGUCUCUCGUCUCCUUCACUGGCCUCACGACACUCGACAUGCUCUACCUCAACGACUGCGGCUUCACCACGGUACCCAAGGCUAUUGAAUACACCCCCAACGUCCGCUACGUGGAGCUCUACAAGAACUCUAUUCCCUGUGACUGCAGGCUCAAGUGGAUCUGGAGCUGGAAGCUUGCGCAUGGACUUAUACCUCAUAUCCAAGGGUUGUGCCAGGGAACGAAGGCAGACGAUUUAGAUAUGUUUAUACGAUACCAACUGAAACUUUGUCCUUAACACACGAUUCUUAUUAUUAACAGGAAUAUAUUUCAUUACGUUGUUCUUUACUUAUAAGCAGCAAAAUCUCUGCACUUGUACACAAUAGACGUAAUUCAAAAUGAU
This is a messenger RNA of Haliotis rufescens (red abalone), 1753 nucleotides long. RefSeq names its product leucine-rich repeats and immunoglobulin-like domains protein 1. Gene Ontology annotation, molecular function: protein binding. NCBI's taxonomy places the organism in Eukaryota, Metazoa, Mollusca, Gastropoda, Lepetellida, Haliotidae. The transcript is spliced from 2 exons. Bases 83 to 1648 code for a protein of 521 amino acids. The record is from RefSeq and is a predicted model, not a curated record.